Molecule: messenger RNA, 1979 nt
Organism: Tachyglossus aculeatus (Australian echidna)
Lineage: Eukaryota; Metazoa; Chordata; Mammalia; Monotremata; Tachyglossidae
Product: zinc finger protein 474-like
Exons: 3
Coding region: 30-1373 (447 amino acids)
Source: RefSeq, a predicted model, not a curated record
GCCCCCUCUGGAGACAGAGUUCAGCAUUUAUGGAAACAGGUAAAAUGAAAAAGAGUAACAAAACCGCCCAAUUUCAACAUAGCCCCAAAGAGCGCAUCAUCUGCACCCACUCACCUGAGGAGAGCCCUUCUCCUCCCAAGCAGUUGGAGGCAGAGCAGGAUUAUCUCUCAGAAGGCACAAGCCAUGAAAUAAGGAGGCCGAGCACCGUCAUCCUCUCCAAACGAGCCAGCCUGGAGGCCAUGUUUCAGGAUGAAGAUAGCCGCCCUGUCAUCCCGCCCCCAAGACGAGGUUUCGCAGCAUGUUACAUCUGUGGGAGAGAGUUUCGUUCCCAGUCUAUCUCCAUCCAUGAACCCCAGUGCUUGGAGAAGUGGCACAGUGACAACAACAAGUUACCGAGGCACCUCAGGAGGCCGGUUCCUCAGAAACCCGAGGCUCUCAGCGGUACAGAUGGUGCCACUGAGCUGGAUCUAGAUGAAGCUGUUUCCCAGAGCACUCAGAUUCAGCUACUGACGUGUGAAAACUGUGAUGGCUUGUUUCUGCCCGACCAACUCCCGGUUCACCGGAAGAGCUGUCAGCCGAAGGCUAGCGGAUCCAACAAACUGAGCACUUCUCUCAGUCCCUACAGUAGGAAAAUCCUAGGGGCCUCCCUGUUUCGUCCCCAGAUUCUUCCCUGCUAUAUUUGUGGUGGGAAGUACAACUCCUUUUUCCUGCCCACUCAUGAGCUCAGAUGCCUAGAGAAGUGGAAGAUGCGGAACGACGAACUCCCCGAAGAACUCCGCAAGUCUCCUCCACAGAAGCCUGAACCAUCAACCUCCCAAGAGGGCUCCACCACCUUUGGGAUUGUGAGCCGUGUGUCUCAAAUGGUGGCCUGUUCCAACUGUGGCCGCACCUUUAUCCCAGAACGAUUGUCGUUGCAUCGGAGUAGUUGCAAGGCUCCCGGGCCCAUGAUGAAGAAAUUGAUUCUGAGUGGCCGGCUUGCCAAAGAAGACCCGAGCAACAGUGGCCAGCAAAGUACGGAGGUGCCCUCCACAUCUAGCAAGCCACCUGUGGUAAGGCACCCACCAGUGAUAUUUUGCUAUAUAUGUGGCCGGGCAUAUGGAACAAAAUCCAUUAGCAUCCAUGAACCACAGUGUCUUCAAAAGUGGCAUGCAGAAAACAGUGCACGACCCAAGGAGUUACAAAGACCGGAACCCCAGAAACCUGAAGCCUUGUCCAAAGAAGACAAAGGCUUCUGUGAUCUCCGUGCUUUAAAGGAGGCUUUAUUGAAGAGUUCCCAGAGUCAGCUGGUUCCUUGUGAUACUUGCGGGCGUAAGUUCCUUCCAGACAGACUGAUUGUCCACCAGCGUUCUUGUAAGCCAAAAGCAGCCAAGUAAAGCCUUCUCUCACCAGUGUUAAAAGAACAAUAUCGCACUGGAAAGAUGUCAGAGUGCAGGGAGAGACAGUGGUGGGCGUGUGUGUGUAUGUGUGUGUGUGUGUGUGUGUGUCUGAAAAGGGGGCCUAGGUGUCCUAGAAUACUCACAGCACCUGGUGAAAUAAUUCUUAAGAGUUUCUGGGUCCAGAGGAAUGGUCGACGUUCUCCAGUGAGUCAAAUCCAAUGAUGGGGCAAAGAGUGUCCAGGCCCAAUGGACAAGUUUCUCACUUUGGUCAGUUGGCCUGGUGGUUGUUCUUCAAGACCGAAGAGAGAAUCAUAAGAAUAUGAGCAAUGUCUAGAAUUCUGUCUCCAAUUGAGGCACAAGGAUGUUUGGAGGAGCUGUGUGGUAGUAACCACCCAAGACAUUUAUCCUCAUGGUUUUGGAUGGACCAUCUAUCACCCCUAACCUUUUCUCCUACUUCUCUAAAUUUCUCUCAUGUUGCCUUUUGUCCACGGAGCUAUCCAAGCCCCUCUUGAACCCAUUGAGAUUGCCUCAUUUCCUGAGCAGCCAGUUCUCCUCCCACUUCCUUGGGCUCAGGAAGACUAUAGGUUUUAUAUUCAAUCUUUC